AAAGAAAUUGGCACAGCGCCUGCAGGAUGCAGAAGAAGCUGUGGAAGCAGUUAAUGCGAAAUGUUCCUCCCUGGAGAAAACCAAACACAGGCUCCAGGGGGAGAUUGAAGAUCUGAUGGUGGAUGUGGAGAGAUCGAACGCUGCUGCUGCGGCUCUGGACAAGAAACAAAGAAACUUUGACAAGGUCCUUGCUGAGUGGAAGCAGAAGUAUGAAGAGUCCCAGAGUGAGCUAGAAAGUUCCCAGAAAGAGGCUCGUUGUCUCAGCACUGAGCUUUUCAAACUAAAGAACUCUUAUGAAGAAUCUCUCGAUCAUCUGGAGACCAUGAAACGAGAAAACAAGAAUCUCCAAGAGGAAAUUUCUGACCUGACU
Molecule: messenger RNA, 370 nt
Organism: Larimichthys crocea (large yellow croaker)
Lineage: Eukaryota; Metazoa; Chordata; Actinopteri; Sciaenidae
Product: myosin-7-like
Exons: 3
Biological process (GO): cardiac muscle contraction; muscle filament sliding; sarcomere organization
Cellular component (GO): cytoplasm; myosin II complex; myosin filament
Molecular function (GO): microfilament motor activity; actin filament binding
Source: RefSeq, a predicted model, not a curated record